This is a messenger RNA of Penicillium odoratum, 468 nucleotides long. Its product is annotated as ankyrin repeat domain-containing protein. NCBI's taxonomy places the organism in Eukaryota, Fungi, Ascomycota, Eurotiomycetes, Eurotiales, Aspergillaceae. Gene Ontology annotation, molecular function: protein binding. The record is from RefSeq and is a predicted model, not a curated record. Bases 1 to 468 code for a protein of 155 amino acids. The transcript has a single exon.
AUGUGGUUGUUGUUGACACGAAGUGAUAUUAGGAUAGAAGUGGCCGAUGAACUGAGUCGCACACCGCUAUUAUGGGCCGCAUACAACGGGCAUGAGGGUAUUGUCAAGCUGCUUCUUGACAGAGGCGCCGCAAUCGAGACACUGGAUAAGUUGGGCCAGACACCACUAUCAUUGGCCGCAAAUUACGGGCAUGAGAGUAUUGUCAAGCUUCUUCUUGAAAGAGGCGCCGUAAUCGAGACACUGGACAAGUCAGGCCGGACACCGCUAUCAAGGGCCGCGAUAAAUGGGCAUGAGGUUAUUGUCAAGCUGCUUCUAAAGAGAGGCGCCGCAAUCGAGACACUGGACCAGUUGGGCCGGACACCACUAUCAUUGGCCGCAAAUUAUGGGCAUGAGAGUAUUGUCAAGCUUCUUCUUGAGAGAGGCGCCGUAAUCGAGACACUGGACAAGUCAGGCCGGACACCGCUAUAA